CCGAGUCUCCGCCCCUCAGCGGUAACCAAGGAGAUCACAUUUAUGCUUACUUAGCUGCUAGGCUGGCGCUGGCCAGAAAAAUUAUUUAGUUCUAAAAAUUUCAACGCCGAUAACCUCUGAAAAUGCAGUUGAAGUAUCUGAAGACACUCCUAACACCCCAGGAGGGUCCUGCCAAGGUAUCGUGCAUGGCCUGGUCUCCGAACAACAGCAAGUUCGCUGUUUGCACUGUGGACCGAGUGGUUCUUCUGUUCGAUGAACAGGGAGAGAGGAGGGACAAGUUCUCCACCAAACCCCUGGACCCCAAGUAUGGAAAACAGAGCUACGUGGUCAACGACAUGGCCUUCUCUCCUGAUUCCACAAAAAUCGCCAUCGGCCAGUCAGACAACAUAAUCUUCGUCUACAGAAUCGGGGAGAAUUGGGGUGACAAGAAGGCCAUUUGCAACAAGUUUAUUCAGACGAGUGCCGUGACUUGUCUUCUUUGGCCGUUGGAAAACGCUGUUGUUUACGGACUGGUGGAUGGCAAGGUUCGCCUCGCCAACACACAGACAAAUAAAUCUUCCACCUACUACGGCACCGAGUCCUGCGUCGUCUCCAUGGCAUCCAAUGCCUCUGGGAAAGGCUUCCUGUCGGGCCAUGCUGACGGGACAGUUGUACGAUACUUCUUUGACGAUGAAGGCUCGGGAGAGUCUCAGGGGAAGCUGCUGACACACCCAUGCCCCCCCUACGCUCUAGCCUGGGGAGCCAACAGCAUCAUGGUGGGCGGCUGUGACAAGAAAAUAGUGGCGUACGGCAAAGAGGGUCAGGUCCUGCAGAACUUUGACUACAGCCGAGACCCUUCUGAGAAGGAGUUCACGGUGGCGGUCUCCAGCCCCAGCGGGCAGUCUGUGGUGUUCGGCAGCUUUGACCGAUUGCGAGUGUUUAACUGGGCUCCGAGGAGAGGCACGUGGGACGAAGCUGAACCCAAAGAGAUAUCAAACCUUUAUACCAUCACCAGCUUGGCCUGGAAGAAGGACGGCUCACAACUUUGUGCUGGAACGCUGUGUGGAGGAGUGGAGCUGUUCAACUACUGCCUGAGGAGAACCGUCUACAGGAACAUGUUUGAGAUGACCUACGUGGGCCUGAGUCAGGUGAUUGUGAAGAACCUCUCCACAGGAACGCGCGUGGUUCUGAAGUCCUUCUACGGUUAUGAGAUUGAGGAGGUGAAGAUAAUGGGAAAGGACCGCUACCUGAUGGCUCACACCUCCGACACCCUCCUGCUCGGAGACCUGCUGAUGAAUAAAUUGAGCGAGGUUCCUUGGCCCAGCUCUGGGGGAAACGAGAAGUUCUUUUUUGAAAAUGAAACGGUGUGUUUGAUCUUUAAUGCCGGUGAGUUGACUUUGGUGGAAUACGGUCAAAACGAGAUUCUGGGAUCCGUCAGAACCGAAUUUAUGAAUCCUCACCUCAUCAGUGCACGACUAAAUGAGAGGAAGCAGAGAGGAGUUGAUGACAACAAGAAGCUGGCCUACCUGGUCGACAUGAAGACCAUCGCCAUUGUGGACCUGGCUGGAGGCUACAGCCUGGGAACCGUCAGCCACGACUCUAAGAUUGACUGGCUGGAGCUCAAUGAGACCGGACGCAAACUGCUGUUCAGGGACAAGAAGCUGCAGCUCCAUCUGUACGACAUAAAUUCGGGGGUGAGGACCACUCUGCUGAGUUUCUGCUCCUAUGUCCAGUGGGUUCCCGGCAGCGACGUGGCGGUCGCCCAGAACCGGGGGAACCUCUGUGUCUGGUACAGCAUUGACAGCCCAGAGAGCAUCUCCAUCUUUACCAUCAAGGGAGACAUCGUGGAUCUGGAGCGAGCCGACGGAAGGACAGAGGUAAUGGUGUCUGAGGGCGUGAACACGGUGAAGUACACGUUGGACGAAGGCCUCAUCGAGUUUGGAACCGCCAUCGAUGAUGGAAACUAUGACCGAGCCGUGGCAUUUCUUGAAACUCUGGAGAUGUCAUCGGAGAACGAGGCCAUGUGGAAGAAGCUCAGCAAGUUGGCUCUGGAGGCUGGGCAGCUGCACAUCGCAGAGAGAUGUUUCGCCGCUCUGGGUGACGUCUCCACCGUUCGAUUCCUCCGCCAAACAAACGAAAUUGCGGACAAAGUUUCUCAGGAAACGGGAGAGGACGGGAUGGCGUUUUACAAGGUCCAGGCUCGUGUGGCCCUUCUGGACAAGAACUUUCCACUUGCUGAGAAGCAUUACCUGACACAGAACUGCAUCGAUGAAGCCAUCGAGAUGUACCAGGAGCUCCACAUGUGGGACGACUGCAUCGCCUUGGCUGAAGCUAAAGCCCACCCAGAGCUGAACGGUUUGAGAGGAAAAUACUUCCAGUGGCUGACAGAGACGGGCCAGCAUGACAAGGCUGGCGAGGUGAAGGAGGGCCAGGGGGACUAUCAGGGGGCCAUAAACCUCUAUCUGAAGGCCGGACUUCCCACCAAAGCUGCUCGCCUGGCCAUCAGCCAUCCGGAGAUCGCCAGCAGCGCCGAGACGGUCGACCGCAUCGCCACCAGUCUCAUCGAGAGACUGUUUUAUGAGCGGGCAGGAGAUCUGUACGAGACGACCAAGAACUACCAGAGAGCUCUGGAGUGUCAUCGCAAAGGAGGAGCGUUCAGGAAAGCGGUGGAGCUGGCUCGCAUCGUCUGCCCAGGCGAGCUGAGGAAACUGGAGGAGUCCUGGGGAGACUACCUCGUCCAGCAGAAGCAGAUGGAUGCCGCCAUCAACCACUUCAUUGAAGCACGCUGCACCGAUAAAGCCAUCGAGGCGGCGAUCGCAGCUCGUCAGUGGAAGAUCGCCGUCCAGAUCCUGGACCAACAGGAGGACUCGUAUGCCGGAAAGUUCUACCAGCAGAUCGCUCAGCACUACGCCUCCACGCAGGACUACCAGGUGGCAGAACAGCUGUUUGUGAAAGGGGGUCAUUUUAAAGAGGCUGUGGACAUGUACACUGCUGUUGGACAAUGGGAGAAGGCUCACAAGCUUGCUGGGAAGUGUAUGACGGAGGAGGAAGUUACAGCUCUGUAUGUCAGCAAAGCUCAGGACCUGGAGAAUGACGGAAAACUCAAGGAGGCAGAGAGGCUGUUUUCUGCUGUGAACCAGGCAGACCUGGCCAUCACCAUGUACAAGAAGAACCGGAUGUUUGAUGAUGUCAUUCGUCUGGUGGCCAAACAUCAUCCAGACCUGCUGUCAACGACUCACCUUCACCUGGCCAAGGAGUUGGAGGAUGAAUCCCGGUUCAGGGAAGCGGAGUACCACUUGAUGGAGGCUGGAGAGUGGAAGAUGGCCAUCCUCAUGUACCGGGACCACGAUAUGUGGGAGGAUGCGCACAGAGUGGCGAAGAGUCAUGGAGGCGCUGGAGCCCAGAAGCAGUUGACCUUCAUGUGGGCCCAAAGCCUGGGAGGAGAGGCCGCCGUCAAGCUGCUGAACAGAUUCAGCCUGCUGGACUACGCCAUCGAUUUCGCUACUAAUAACUACUUUUUUGACUUUGCCUUCGACUUGGCUCGUCUCUCACGUAAGGAGAAGAUUCCCGACAUCCACCUGAAGCAGGCCAUCUACCUGGAAGACGAGGAAAGGCUUCCCGAGGCGGAGGUCGAGUUUAUUAAAGCAGGAAAACCAAAAGAAGCCGUUUCUAUGUACGUCCACAUCAAGGACUGGGCCAGCGCUCAGCGAGUGGCCGAGAGCCACGAUCCGGAGAGCGUUCCCGAGGUUCUGGUGGGCCAAGCCAAGUUCUGCUUCGAGCAGAAAGAGUUCCAGAAGUCCGAAGCAUUCCUGCUCCGAGCGCAGAGACCGGAGCUGGCUGUCAAACUCUACAAGGACGCAGACAUGUGGAGUGAUGCCAUGCGGAUCUGUAAGGAAUAUCUCCCCAACAAACUGUCGAGGCUGCAGGAGGAGUAUGAAAGGGAGACGUCCAAGAAGGGAGACCGGGGUGUGGAGGCUCUGCUGCAGCAGGCCAAGGAAUGGGAGCAAUCGGGAGAAUAUUCCCGAGCUGUGGAGUGCUACCUGAAGGUGAAGGAUGACUCAAACAUGGACCUGAUGGAGAAGUACUGGAUGAAGGCUGCAGAGCUGUCCAUCAAAUUCCUGAGUGGAGACCGAGCCGUGGAGGUGAUCAAGGUCGUUGGGCCGCGACUCGCGGAGCUCGGGAAGUUCGAUGCUGCGGCUGAGGUCUACCUGAAUGUGGAUCUCAUCAAAGAGACCAUCGACGUCUUCAUCCAGGGGGAGAAGUGGAACAAAGCCAAGAGAGUUGCCAAGGAGCUCGAGCCGAGAUAUGAGAGCUACGUGGACCAGAAGUACAAAGAACACCUUAAAAACCAGGGCAGAGUAGAGUCUCUGGCGGGUGUGGACGUCAUGGCGGCUCUGGAUCUGUACGCAGAGAAAGGCCAGUGGGAGAAAUGUCUGGAGAUGGCGUCCAAACAGAACUUUAAGAUCCUGCAUAAAUACAUCGCUCUGUACGCCACACAUCUCAUUAAAGCAGGGGAAGCUGUGAGAGCUCUGGAGUUAUAUGUACAGCACGGAGCUCCACCCAACCCUCAGAACUUUAACAUCUACAAGCGCCUGUUCCUGGAUCUGAUUAACCUCCCAGACACCGACAAGCCAGAUGCUUACCGCAUGUGGGCCGACCUCAGGAACUUCCUGCUGCAGCUGUGUGACAACGUGUCCAAAUCCGCUGAGGCCAACUCUCCAGCUCAUGAGGACUUUGAACAGAUGCUGCUGAUCUCUCACUACUUCGCCACUCGAUCUGCUACUAAAGGAGUGGAACAGCUGAUGAGCAUAUCGGCCAAGCUGUCGGUGUCUCUGCUGCGUCACACUGACCUCAUUCCUGCUGAUAAAGCUUUCUACGAAGCCGGCCUGGCCUGCAGGGCUGUUGGCUGGAAGAACAUGGCCUUCAUCUUUCUAAACCACUUCCUGGACCUGUGUGAUGCUGUUGACGAUGGCACCCUGGAUACUCUGGAUCACUCUGACUUCCUAGAUACCGACAUUCCCUUAGAAGUUCCAGUUCCCACCAAACUAUGUGUCUUUGGCACCCAGCGGGAGCAGAUCCGUGACUGGGUGCUGAUGGUGUCGAUGGACCAACGGCUGGCGCAGGUUCUUCCUCAAGAUGAAAGGAAUGCGUACGAAGCUUCUCUGGUGGCGCCAACGACGGGAGUUCGCUCUCUGCCUUGUGUUCUUACGGGUUAUCCGGUUCUUGGUGGUAAAAUCGAGUUUUCAUCUACGGGGAAAGCUGCCAACAAGGAAGACUGGAACAAAUUCCUCAUAGCCACAAAGACCACUCACAGUCCCGAAUGUCAGGACGUCCUCAAAUUCCUCGAACAAUGGUGUGGCAGUCUACCAGCAUCCAGUUACUCCUUCCACUGAUCCAAAUGCACUCCAGCUUUAUACAGAAUUUAUUUGUUUUAUUACAUGCUUUCAUCUUUGUCAGAAACUACAUUUUCUCCUCUUCUUUUCCCCGUUUCAUGUCCGACUCGCCACCAGAAUUGUUUGUGCAUCGUUUAUUAGUUUUUAUUAAAGAAUUUCUUUUGAAAUUCAUUAAAAAUAUUCAAAGCCUGGAAGAUUUUCAGAACCCAUUAAACAAUAAAUAAAUAAAAAGCUGCAUUUUUCUCUUAAAUUUUAUGUCUUGUUUCAAAGCGAGACUUUAUGGUACAUAUGAAGCAGCAGCUUAGCUUAGCUUAGCUAGAAUGGGAGAAGUUUAAAAUGAUCUUUUAUCCUGCAAACCUUCAAAUUUUAGAUUAAAAACAUAUUUAUAUAUUAAAAGUUGCUGAUUUGGAACUACUUCUAGCUUGACUGAAUCUUUUUCCAUUUUCAGUUUUAUGGUAUGCUAAGCUAAACUAAUGAGUUUUGAACCAAAUGUUUUAUUAUUUUUAAACGUUUUCAAGCUGCAGAUAUGAAAUAGCAGGCAAUUUUAAAAUGAAUGGAUUAAAAAAAAUAAUUCAAAGCUUUCUGUUCACACUGAAAAAAGGAUUUUCAAACCUAAAGAAAGUAUGACAUUCAUUAAACUCUGCUGAUUCUUCAAAGGACUAUUUAAUGUAUGUAGAGUGUCUUUUACCAGUGAGAGUGUGUUCUAAAGCCAGUAAUGCCUUUAAUGUGUGUUUGAUAUGUAUUUUAUUUCAUUAAGCUCAAAUAAAAUAGUUUUCAAACUUA
This is a messenger RNA of Nothobranchius furzeri (turquoise killifish), 6155 nucleotides long. It is a transcript of the gene ift172, whose product is annotated as intraflagellar transport 172. Gene Ontology annotation, molecular function: protein binding. The record is from RefSeq and is a predicted model, not a curated record. Lineage: Eukaryota; Metazoa; Chordata; Actinopteri; Cyprinodontiformes; Nothobranchiidae. Gene Ontology annotation, cellular component: axoneme; ciliary basal body; intraciliary transport particle B. Gene Ontology annotation, biological process: intraciliary transport.